Molecule: messenger RNA, 825 nt
Organism: Sabethes cyaneus
Lineage: Eukaryota; Metazoa; Arthropoda; Insecta; Diptera; Culicidae
Product: elongation of very long chain fatty acids protein AAEL008004-like
Exons: 4
Coding region: 1-825 (274 amino acids)
Biological process (GO): fatty acid elongation, polyunsaturated fatty acid; fatty acid elongation, monounsaturated fatty acid; fatty acid elongation, saturated fatty acid
Cellular component (GO): endoplasmic reticulum membrane
Molecular function (GO): fatty acid elongase activity
Source: RefSeq, a predicted model, not a curated record
AUGGCCCUUGUGCUGAAAUCGUUCUACUGUGGAUACAAACGGUAUUUCGCCGAGUUCCAAGAUCCCCGAACAGUAAACUUCCCGCUGGUCAAUCCACCAUGGAUGCCAUUUGCUUUGGUUGGUGCAUAUCUUUACUUUGUGUUGCGCCUAGGACCCAAGCUAAUGGCCGAUAGAAAACCAUUCAAUCUAAAACCGCUGAUUUUGGUGUAUAAUUUGGUGCAAGUAAUAGCCAAUGCUGCUCUCUGCGUUGCGGCAACUAAAGCGGCAUAUGACUUACAUAUAUCUUUCAAAUGCCAACCGGUCAAUCGCUCUAGCAGUCCGGAAGCUAUUCGGGAACUUCAAAUGAUACAUUGUUACUACAUACUGAAAGUGGCUGAUUUGGUUGAUACAGUAUUCUUCGUACUACGCAAAAAGCAAAGCCACGUAACUUUUUUACACGUCUACCAUCACGCCGGAGUCCUGCUGGGUGCCUACGUUUACUUCCGCGUGGUCGGCGGCGGUCACGCGUCUAUGCUGGGCAUUUGGAAUACGUUUGUCCACGCGGUAAUGUACUUCUAUUUCUUCCUGACGGUGUACCGACCGGAGCUGACGAGGAAUGCCAAUUGGAAAAAAUAUAUCACCAUACUGCAAAUGGUCCAGUUUGCCUAUCUGGUGGUCCAUUUCGGGUUACCGGUGCUGUUUAAUCUGGACUGCGGAAUCGCCAAAUUCUGGCUCUGGAUGCCAAUGAUUCAGAAUGUGUUUAUGUUCGUGCUGUUCUUGGACUUUUACCGCCGGACCUACGGAAGGCGGAAGGCAGAAAUGGCCAGUCCAGAAAGUGAUAAUUAG